AUGACUGAAGACCCUGACGGUGAACUAUGUUUUGGAUGUGGUGACCUGAUCGUAGACAGAUAUUUACUCCGUGUAAAUGACCAGUCUUACCAUGUGAGUUGUCUUAGAUGUUGCGCAUGUCAGAUAGGAUUAGAGAGACAGUCAUCGUGUUACAUCAAAGGAAACAAUGUCUACUGUAAAAUGGACUAUACCAGAGAAUUUGGUGCCAAGUGUUCAAAAUGCUUGCGUUCAAUUCAACCAAACGAUUGGGUGAGGAAAGCACGUGACAAUGUUUAUCAUCUUGCCUGUUUUGCAUGUGAUAGUUGUAAACGACAGUUGUCCACCGGUGAAGAAUUUGCUUUACAAGAAGAUCAAGUGCUAUGUAAAACACAUUAUGUGGAGUCUUUGGAAGGAGGCCCAAGUAAAGAAGACGGCAACAUGAAGUCAAAAACAAAACGAGUGAGAACAACUUUUACAGAGGAACAAGUUCAAGUGUUGCAGGCGAACUUUCAGCUCGAUAGUAACCCAGAUGGACAGGAUUUGGAACGAAUUGCGCAGAUCACUGGAUUGAGCAAGCGCGUGACACAGGUUUGGUUCCAAAAUUCAAGAGCACGACAGAAAAAACAGCAACAACAGUCAAGAAGUGACUGUGGAAAUUCAAGUCCUUCACCGGCUUCGUCACCAUCAAAAAUAUCAAGUCCGACACACUGGAUGAACAGUACAGAUAGCAUACAUAGUGACAGUAUGUCGUAUUCAGACUAACAGAUGAGAGAUGUUGGCUUUUUCAAGUCUUUAUUAUAUACACCCUCAUGUAUCAUAUCCCAAUAUUUGAUCAUGACUAAGGAAACAAAAUUACUGUACCACAGACGCGGAAUCAAAUUUGUGAGAGUGUUCUUCCAUUUAGAAAAUGACAAAAUACUUUUCUGUAUCACGUGAUAAAAGAACCAAACAAAAGGGGCGUUCUAACAGUUACAUGUACAAACUUGAGAAAUGACAUACGCUGUCUCUGUACGUUGAGAAUUCUAGUCAGUGAAUAUCUAGUGACUCUAUGUUUGUGAUAUCCGAAUGUUUAUAUAUUGUUGUGGAAUAGUUUUUAUACAAAGCUACGCUGUACAUCUUGCCAAACAUCCUCUUGUGUUUGUUGUAUUAUUGUGAAAUACUACCAUCGCUGUAAUCUAUUCUCAUUGUAUUACAUUUAAACCUGUUUGUAUUCAAUUGUACCAUUUGAAAGUAAAUCAAACAAAUCGAACAAAAUAGAUGAAUAAUAUUGGUCUACAGCCUUUUUUUUCGUUUCAGUUUAUAGGUCUCAUUGGCAAUCAUACCAUUUCCUUAUUUUUUUUUUACUCAAAUCGACGUGUGAUACCAGGAGCCAGUACUUCGGCACUGUCAGUGACAUACGGAUUUUGUGUUAUUAAAAUUUGCUGUUACAAAAUAUUAGAAAUUAUUUUAGAUCAAGGAAUGUAUCUCCCUUUUGCAAAGCUGUGAUUUCUUGCCCGUCUUUGGCUAUAUUUUUUAGUCAUUUAUGUUUUACAAGUUCUUCAUUUUUUCAAUGAGCUUUGAAUUUUCAAACAGUUUUGCCACAAGCACCACUGAAGAGAGACAUUUAUUGUCGAAAUGAGCAUCUAGUGCAGAAAAAUGGUACCAUUAAUGUUUGUUUGUUGAUUGUUCAUCGAAAAUUAAAAAAAAAUAAUUUCAUUACAAAUUUUCUUAACAUUUGUUGACAUUGAAACUAUUAUGUGGUUCAAAUUGAUAUAUGUGGGUAUAAUAACAUUAACGGUACCAAUUUUGCGUAUAACAUGCACAGAGUAAUGAAAAUGUUUUAUUUUGUUAGGGACAGUACACAAAACUACCAAAAACUAAUGCAAGUGGUAAACAUAUUUUUUGCUCAUCACAAUUAAUAGAAAGUAAGGAACGCCAGUUUGUGGCUGUACAGGUUAGGUGGCGUUUUUUUUCUUCUAAUGCAUUUAAUACAAGAACUAAUUUACUUUUGGUGCAUUUAUUAGACCAGUUUAUUUUUGGUAUUAUCGAGGUAGAUCUUAGUAAAGGGACAUAACCCUUACAAAUAACUGGAAUGUUUGUCUCAACCAUUUGCAUAAAAUAUACCCUAAUUCUGUAUCACAUGAAUGCUUAAAAAGCAUAGAUAUCACACGAAUGAUAAAACGGACUAUAACAAAAGAAUUAGACUGAUUUAAAGAGUUUUAUCCGAUAACCAAGAUAUAACCGUUUAAUAUUUAUUAAAAGAUGAAGGUUUACUCCUUUUUAAUAUGUACAUGAUUAUUGUAAAUGUAUGAUAAGUUUGCAUCAAUUACAACAGAUAUAACAUGUUCCUCUUUUCUUAACUUUCAAUUUAUUCACAUUUGUUUGGCAAGCGAACACACGGGAAAUUACUUUGAUAUGCCUUUUUACUAUAUGUUAUAAUAGUCGACAUUAACUUAUUUCGGCGAUAAAUAUUAGUUUUGGAAUUCGAGUGUUCGACAAUAUAUCUGGAGUGCUUUGUAUGAAAAUGCUUCAAUGUAGAUACAAAAAUCUUUCGUUGGUAUGUGUUUUUUCGUUUAAUGUACUGAAUUUGUUAGUUUUUACAUGAAUGUUAAAUUAUUUGUAGAUAUAUACAAUUGUUACGUUUCUUAUGUAAAAUAAAUUUUAUCAAAAUAG
Messenger RNA from Mytilus californianus (California mussel), 2631 nucleotides. RefSeq names its product LIM/homeobox protein Awh-like. Gene Ontology annotation, biological process: neuron differentiation; regulation of transcription by RNA polymerase II. The transcript has 5 exons. Gene Ontology annotation, molecular function: RNA polymerase II transcription regulatory region sequence-specific DNA binding; DNA-binding transcription factor activity, RNA polymerase II-specific. The coding region runs from base 1 to 741 and encodes 246 amino acids. The record is from RefSeq and is a predicted model, not a curated record. Gene Ontology annotation, cellular component: nucleus. NCBI's taxonomy places the organism in Eukaryota, Metazoa, Mollusca, Bivalvia, Mytilida, Mytilidae.